AUGGUGACUUCCGGUGACAAUAAACGACCCGACAUCAAAAUUUCAACCAUCAUUCGUCGGAAAUAUGUGGCACUACGAUUGCUUGGAAAAGGCGGAUAUGGUGUGGUGUUUGAAAUCAUGCGAAUCAGUUCACCGGAAACACGUUAUGCAAUUAAAACCGAAUUAGCGACAAUUCACAAUAAUUUGAAAUCAGAAUGGGAAAUAAUGAAUUUAUUACAAAAGAAAAAUGCGAAACAUUGCAUUAUUGGCGUUGAAUAUGGAGCCGAGCGCAAUUUCAAUUAUAUUAUCAUGCAUCUCGUCGGACCAUCACUUUCAGACAUUCGAAGGAAUCUGCCACCAAGGAAGUUUUCUUUGUAUACGACGAGCGUUGUUGCUCUGCAGUGCUUCGACGCUUUGCACGAUCUUCACGACCAAGGAUACAUUCAUCGCGACAUAAAACCAUCAAAUUAUGCCGUCGGGCUUCUGGGAACCGAAAAAGAGAAAAUUGUGCAUUUAUUAGAUUUUGGCAUUUGCCGAAAGAUUUUCGUGAUGUCCGACGGCGAGUGCGUUCUGCGCAAACCGCGAAUGAAGGUGCCGUUUCGCGGAACCGUCCAAUAUUGCUCGCUAAAUGUGCACCUGCGGUUGGAGCCGGGUCGUCACGACGAUUUCUGGUCGCUUCUCUACAUGUCCAUCGAGCUGCUGCUCGGCGACCUUCCAUGGGAGAAGAUGCUCAAAGAGGACACGAAGAAGUACAAAGAGAAUCGAAUCGACGAGCUUCUCGACAAAUGCCCGCUCGAGUUUCAAUUGUUUCGAACCCAACUUCAAACAUUAUCGUAUAGCAGGGAUCCUGAUUACGACAAACUGCGGAAUAUCUUAAUCCAUCUAAUCCAGACGAAUCACUUUUCGCUGGAUAAACAGCUUGAUUGGCAAUUGGGCGAAUAUGGAUUGCUAUUUGCGAAUCGUGUGAAGAUGCCAAGUAAAACGCAGACCCCAAUAAAUCUGGCGGAUAUUUUAAAUAUUCCAAAAAACCCGGUGACAAUUGAUUUGGACCCGAACAUUGAAAGUGUUGAUGUUCCUCAUGAUCAGUCGACAUCGAAAAGCGACGACACCCUCGUCGACGAUGAGAUGCUCAAAGCGAUGCCGAAAACAUCGACGCGGCGUCCAUCGCCAAAAUUUAUCAAGAAAAAACCCGGCGAUAUAUCGGUUCUCGAGAAGAUUCCCGGCGCGUUGCAGCCAGUGAAAACGCCGCUUCGAAAACCGGCGCCGAAAAGGAAAUCGAAGAAAUCGGCGAAAAUAUUAUAUGAAAACGAGGUCUAUGAUAUUCGUAAACACUACGCUCGUGGGUGUUCACCAAUUAUUCCGGCCCGGCGACGUCUUCAUCCGACGACGCGACGUGAGGAGGGAGAGGUGGGGAGAAGGAAGGGAGGGGCGUGUCUUGAGGAGGACGAGCCGGCUGCCGCAAUUUUGCUUUUAUUUCGACUAAUUGCCGCCGAUUUCGACAAUUCCGUUAUAGGCCAACCUUAUAUUUCUUGCGAGAAGGAUCGAAUUGUCGUCGACGUCAUCACCGAACGCCCAUUCACCGGCAAAGUGUUCGUGAAAGGCGAAUAUGGCAACUCGCAGUGUACACGAUUGUUUCGCAACGGCGAGCACGUUAGCGUCGAUGAAUUCGGCAAUCAAGUGUUCCAAGGAACGGUGACACGAUCACGAAUGGGAACGCUGGAAGAGCAACUGCGAUCCGCCACAGGCGAUUCUCGAAUCGCUCAUGGAAAAAUCAAUGUUCCCGACGACAUUGCCGAUGAAUACGGUGGCGCGAAUCAGGGAAAAGCAGGCGCACUAUUAUCCGGCUCAUCGAACACCGGAAUUGAAGGCGAUCAGUGGACGACGGCCGGCGGAGCAACGCCAGACAUGAGGGCUGCGUUCGGCGGCUCACGAGGAGAGGAAAAAAUCGUGAGCACGAAGCAGAAUAAUUUGACGGUUUUCGAGAAGACCAAAAAUAUUGAACGCGGUUUAUAUGGCAAUGUUGAAUCGAAGAAUCAUAUAGGUAGCUCGCAAAUGUCUGGAAGCGCCUCAUGCCCGCCAUGCGAACCGUGCCGUUGCGAUGAGCGUCGCUCGCGUCGCGCCACCAACUCGAUUCGCCUUGAAGUCGGCCUGGACACCUGUAAUUCGAAGCGCGACAGAAAGCUCAAUCCGCCCUCGUUGGUCGUAUCUUUCGUCGCUGUCGUCUCAUUCCAUGACAGCUUCAUCACAAAACUCGACAAGGCUUAUCACAUUCAAUGCGCUUAUGCGGAAAGCGAGAAAACGGUUAGCACCGAUUUGAAUGUCACAAUGACUGAUGAAGUGACAAUCAAUGGCACAAUCGAUGCGCCAAGUUGCGAGUAUUUGAUAACCGAUGAGAAAAGCGUUCCAGUCCGAAAUACAUUUGUCGGCGAUCUUGUGAAACACCAAUGGGUGUGUCGUGGCGGGAUGACAGGCAAAAUGAGAAUGCUUGUCCAUGAUUGUUUUAUUGAAGACGGCUCAUCGCAAAAUUUUAUGGUCAUCGAUGAGAAUGGAUGCUCUUUGGACCAGUAUAUGCUUCAAACUCCCACCUAUUCGUCCGAUGGUCUCACCGCGAAUGUCGAUGCUUAUGUGUUUCGAUUCCCUGAAAGAUCUGGAGUCGAUUUCAAGUGCAGUAUUUCGUUUUGCUCAAUAGACGAUCAUGAAUGCGACAAUAUUACGCCCCCUCGGUGCCAUUCAAACCAUUUGAGGAGGAAGAGAAGCGCGAAUCCGAAAAUGCCGUCGUUGUCGCUGCAUUCGAAUAGUCUGACGGUGUUCGAUGUGGAUACAAGCAAUAAUCAUCAAGACUUCCACAUUUCCGCUCCUCAAUCAUUAUCAUCCAUUGAUGACAGCCCAACCUCGUUCUGCCUUUCCAUCACCAGUUUCGGAGUAUUGUGUGGAAAAUUGCAUCGAAUACGAAAAUGCCUUAUCAAUGUGCCGAAAAACGAGAUAACCAUUAUUGAUUUGGCGGUUUGCUCGACGACGCGCUUCUUUCGACAGAUUGCGUUCGAUUUGCGAGUUCGCGAUGCCCAACAAUGUUUCGAGAUUUCGAUCGUUUCCGGAGCUUCUGAAAAUAUUCACAUUGGCGUCGGAAUCAUCUGGUUCACAAUUGGCACUUCAAUCCUCUUCGACAUCGUCACAAUCGCAAUUCUCUUCAAGGAAAUCGACAGGACAUCAAUGCUCAUUCGAAUGCUUCCAUAUGCUGCAAUUGAAUGCGGCGCAUCCGUUCUCACAAUUAUCCUCUAUAUUCUGUCAGCAUCGCUGGCAAUCAGCAGCGAGGAGAUCACUGCCGAUUUCAGCUUCAUCACAGCCGCCCUUGUCUGCGUCCUAAUCGCCGCCAUCUACGUCAUCAAUUUCGGUAUUUACCUUCGAAAGUGGCUCAAUAACACCCACCACAGAAACCCAUCUGAUGUGUACGAAUACACAAACUAUGGAAACGAAUGA
Molecule: messenger RNA, 3456 nt
Organism: Caenorhabditis bovis
Lineage: Eukaryota; Metazoa; Nematoda; Chromadorea; Rhabditida; Rhabditidae
Source: the annotation of a GenBank genome assembly